GACAUUGACUUUUGUUUUUAUUAUUCCAACAAUAUGAUAAUUUGAAUACAGAGGACAAGGUCAAAACACUUCAUAAUCUAAUUGAAUUCGUAAUACAUAGAGAUCUAAAAGAGAUGCGUUAUCACUUGUAUGAUGGCAAGCAAGUAAAGUGAUACUUAGUCUUUAAUUAUAUUAUUAUCUAAGAUCCCCCAUGAUGAAAACUGUGAAAAUAGAUUUAAAAGUGUGUGGUGUGUGUGGUGACAAAGCCCUAGGGUACAAUUUUAAUGCUAUAACAUGUGAAAGCUGUAAGGCAUUUUUUAGAAGAAAUGCUGUUAUUCAGAAACCCCUUAAAUGCCCAUUCAAUAAUCAAUGUGAUAUAACAACGUUAACAAGACGAUUUUGUCAAAAAUGUAGACUGGAUAAAUGUUUUUCUAUUGGAAUGUGUAAAGAUUUGAUAAUGUCGGAACAAGAUAAAGUCGCGAAAAGACAAAAAAUUGAAGAAAACAGAGUCAAACGACAGAAUAUGGGUAAUAUAAAAACAAAUUUCAAGAAGAUCAAAAGGGAAUAUGUAGAAUCAGAUUCUCUGCAAGAAAGUCAAUCAAAUACUGAUUCAGAUUCAAAUUAUACUAAUGCAGAUCAAGCAUCGCCUCGGCAACCAAGUCCUCAACUUACGUCACCUCCAAAUAUAUAUGAUUAUACAAAUAUAUCGUUAGAUUCUACAGAAAGCAGCAUUUCAUCUCCUACUGAUAGAUAUAUAUCUUCCAAUGAUGAUAGAUCUGCUGGAAGGAAGGGUGACCAUGAAUCUUCUUAUUUUAAUAAAAAUAUUGAAAAUGAUUCCCAUUGUGGUUCAAAUUUAAAUAUAAACAGUAAAAAUAAUAACACAUCAAGAUAUUCUAGCUGCAAUAAUGAUGUAAAUAGAAGCUCAAAUAGUGAUAAUACUGAAAAUUGUGAUCUUAUGCCAUCAGUAGACAUUUUUCAAGUAAUGAAUGAUGUUCAAAGUGUCCGGUCAGAAGAUAGUAGUCCUAUAGAAUCUAUCCUUUGUGAAGCAAUAAAAUUAGAGUUUCAAGCUUUUUCAUCAAUAUCACAUAAUCCCUCCAAUUCGCGCGAGUUGAACGAUGCGGAACGAGCCAAAUUGAACGAACUUAUAGUUGCUAAUAAAGCCUUUUUGAUACCCAUAGAUGAAGAAUUUGAAAAUCUGGUUGGCAGGACAAACUUUGAGAACUCCCAACAAAAGAUGGACGCAACUGUUUUAGUUGAUGUUAUAAAUUUAACAACGAUAUACGUAAGGAGAUUAAUAAAAAUGGUGAAAAAGAUAGGUGCCUUCAGAAAUAUGUGCCAAGAGGAUCAGGUGGCUUUAUUGAAAGGGGGUUGUACUGAAGUUAUGAUGCUGCGAAGUGCCAUGAAUUAUGAUACUAAGAUACAAAGUUGGCAGAUACCACAUUCCACCGAAAACUUCAGAGUUAAUUCCAAAAUUUUGAAAUUAAUUAACAAAGGAACUGCUUACAACGAACAUGAAAAAUUCAUCAAAACCUUUGGACCUCUAUGGAAAGGUGAUGAAAAUAUAAUUUUAAUAUUGUGUAUGAUCCUGGUAUUUUCACCUGACAGGCCUAAAGUGGUACACCAAGACGUCAUAAGGCUAGAACAGAAUGCAUACUUUUACCUUUUGCGGAGAUACCUGGAAAGUAUCCAUUCCGGGUGUGAAGCUAAAUCGCUUUUCUUGAAACUGAUGCAGAAGCUAACAGAAGUUCGAAGGGUAAAUGAGGAACUAAUUAGCGUUUAUUUAAAUAUUAAUCCCUCAGAAGUGGAACCACUACUAAUUGAAAUAUUUGAUUUACAUCGCUAGCUACGGUUUAUUAAAUUUAAAUUAGUAAAAUUUUAGUUCAUAAGGCUCGGAUAAAAGAAACAUUCUACAAGGAGUCGUUAGACUAAAAUAAUCGAAAGAAAAAUAUCAACAUCGUUAUAUUUUUUUAAUAUAAUUUAAGCAAAAUAAUAUUUAGUAUAUUUUUGUGUUUUAUAUACUUUAGAUUAUAAACCGGAUUCGUUAUAUGGGACUCGCAGAAUGCUUAAUAUUUAUAUAAGAUAAAUUAUAAAUAGAAUUGUGAUCAAAAAAUUCAUAAAACGUACAAUUUUCAUUUUUGUGAAAAAAAAUCAAAAUCACAACUAAGUAUGUCUGGUCCAAAACCAAUAUUCUUUGUUUUUUGUAUAUUUACCUUUAACCCACAGACCUAAUUGUUUACAUUUCUAGAGUGAGCCUUCCACUUUCUUUGCUAUAACAACUGUUAGCCACAGUGUAGCGCAAAAUCCAAUCUCUUGCUUUCCAAGCAAACAUACGGUUGCAAUUGCUUUACUUAGAUUGGAAUCUAUGCGGGUUGAGCCAAAUGACUUUAAUUUUAACCAGGCCAGUAAAUACGAUUCAGAACUCGAAUGACGUUGUACUGCGGAGUGUAAAUUAUUCAAAUCUAAAUAUCCUCUUUCAACGAAUUCCAGACUGAUAUUUAUCCGAACACAAAAUGCACGGUCAACAGAAUAACUGAAAGUGCAAACUUCCGCACUAAUCCAAGGAUCUUCUUCAUCAUACGUUAGGACUUAGUCCUGUAUUUGAAUCAAUGGUUGCCUAUCUGCAGCUGGGAUGAUAAAGACCAGCUUUCAUACUAUCUUGUAGGUGGUCGGUAUGUAUUCGGUUUUUCUUUGCAAUCUGCCAACCUGUCGUCUGACAUUCUGUCCACGUGGUCUCUCCAUUCCCUUCGCCGAUUUCUCGCCCAUCUGACUACAUCCUGGAUGUUAAUUAUCUCCCUUAUUUCAUAAUUUCUCUUGUGGUCAUAUAAUGGUGUUCCGCUAUUCAGUAGCUCUUAAAAGCCGCUUAUUUAUGAUUCUCUGCUAAGAUCUCUAGAACGUAUGUCAUUACUGGUCUCACACAGGUAUAUACUGACUUUGUUCCUUGUAGUCAUAUAUUUAUUCCGCCAAAUUACAUCUCUCAGGGUACUCUGAUAUUAAUGUUCGCUCCUAGAUAUUUGAAUGACAUAACUUGUUCUACAUUCUGAUCUUAUAUUCCGAGUUUACAAAACGAACGUUAUACGUUUAAUGAAUUUUGUGCAUUACCAUAUCAUAACUCCGUAUUAUGUAAUGUAUUUUUUUAUUAUUACCAUUCCAUUUAAAAUAAAUUAUAUGCAAUAAUAUCCUCGCAAACGUAAACAAUUUAAAUGUAAAAAAUAAUUAUUUUUAUUUUGUACAUAUUUAUUAACAGUGGAUUGUAUAAAACGUAAAAAGGAAAGAAAAGCUCAAAAAGUUGAAACGAAUUUAUAAGAUUUAUUUGAAUGCGUAAGUUGUUUCGUCCUUCGAUUAUAAUAAAGUAUAUAUCAGAGGUGGGGAACCUGCGGCCUUUAUAAAAUAUAACUCUAAUGUUAAUUAUCAUAUAAUUAUAUAUUACAAUUUAAAAUAUAAUAGAAUUACAUAAAACCGGUAUGUAUGUGAGUUUCUGUUGUCUACUUGUAGUAAUAGCCAAUUGCAUGUUUAGAAAAAGUUAGAACUGCCCCAGUACAAAAUGGUAAUACUGUCGCCGUCUUUUGCACCAAAAUAGGUGCAAACCUCUUGGGGUAAUGAGCAAGGCCACUUGUUCUUGCCCCAAUUCUCUAAAGAGUCAUCUGGUGUCGGAGGUCUUCCAAGGACGAUGUCUAACUUUUAACGAGCUCAAUUCGAGAAGGUUCUUGUUCGAGGAAGUGAACCAGUCUGCCGUAGGAUCGAUUCGGUCACGUAUUUAUGCUAUUCCGCCUCUCUGGCUUCCUGACCGAACCGACCCAUGGCAAGACAAUACGCAUCACCAAAUCCUUUUUUAACACUAAAAUUAGAAAUCUGGAAAUAACUGUUGAAUAUCCAUGUCUACGAGAACAUGCCCGCCAUUUACUUUCUUGCUUUGGAAGUACUUACUGUUGCUAGACAACAUUUUCUCUCGCGAAAAAAAUUAAAACAAGUUUAACACGUUACUGCCAAGGCAAUUUUCACAAUUCCAUUUAACCGUAUUAGAUCAUUAAAAUAUUAAUUUAAAUACAAAGUUCUCUCUAAAAGGUAUGAAAAAUGUAUGUUUAAAAAAAUUUAUUUCUUAGUUGAAUUAUGUAGAAAAAUCUCUUCGGAGGGUAAAUUAUAAGCUAUUUCGUAGUCGGCAGUCAACGUGUUAAGAUGUAUGUACAUUUAGAGUAUCAAUGAAAGCUGCGUGUUGCAAAGCUUGAUCGAAAUAUACAAUUACUUUCAAAUAAAAAAUAAAAAACAAAGUUAAUUAAGUCACUAACUUACAAGAUUAAAAAAAUAUUUUAUAUUGUAAUUUUGCGAUUUUUAUAUUAUUGUAUUUUAUUUAUUCUAUAUAAUACAAUAAAUUGAUAAACAUAUACAAAACUAUAAUAACUUUACAAAAAUCACUUUCGCAUGCAAAUCAGUUUAUGCGGCUUCUCUUAUUACUGCUUAAUUUGAAUGCUUUAAUGGUGAAAAGGUUUCCCACUUAUGGUAAAGUCGUAAAGUAUGGAAUAAAUUCAAUCAUUUCUAAUCCAAGAGAUAUUUUCAAAAACCCUCGGACACGUCAAUUUUAUUUUUCGACGAGGAUUUUUUUGAAGAAAAAAUUAAUAUACAGGGUGUUCUCAAAAAAGCUGGGCAGGUAGCAACUUUGUUUUUUUAAAUAGACACCCCCAAUUUUUUUUACAUUUUCGGAUUUCUUGUAAAAUUCUAAGCAUUUUUCAUGUAACACUCCCUAUACCUAACUUUAACUUUUUUACUAUUAAAUUAUAAGUAGGCUAUGACUUUUUGACACAAAACAGCACUUUAUUUCAUUUUGCUUUUAAUUCGAUAUUGCCUAAAGUGUUUUUCGAUUUCUAAAUAUCUAUCAAAGUAUCUUUUUGCAUGGUCGCAAUAGUUUUUUCUUUUUGAAAAAACAUUUUUAUAAUUAAUUUUAUUAUCAAGAUGCGGCUUACUGAGACGCAAAGGAUAGAAGUUUUAAUCAUGAUUGGCUAUGGGAAUAGAACCAGAACGCAACAGGAAGUAUGCGAGUUAUUUAACCAAAAAUAUCCCGAUCGGACUCCAAUUUCGCAAUCAACAGUAAGUAAGAUUGAAAAAAAAUUUCGAGAAAUUGGUCAUAUAAGAGAUGCUCCAAAGUCUGGUAGACCAUCUAUCUCAGAAGAAACACAAUUGGAUGUUUUAUUAAGUGUCCAAGAACGGCCGCAUGUUACAACUAGAGAAUUGGCCUCAGAAUUAAAUGUUAGUAAAACAGCAGUGAUCAAAACAUUACAUAAAAGCAAAUACCACCCUUACAAAAUGCAAGUCCUUCAAGAACUUUAUGAAGACGAUUAUAACAGACGUCUCGAGUUCUGCGAACGUUUACAAGCUAUGUGCCUUGAGAAUGAAAACUUUGUGAAAAAUAUUGUGUUUUCGGACGAGGCUACGUUUAAUUUAAAUGGAGAAGUAAACACGCAAAACUACCGUUAUUGGUCGGACGUAAAUCCGCAUUGGAUGCGCGAAGGCCAUACUCAGUAUAGGGAAAAAAUUAACGUAUGGGCGGGUAUUGUAGGAAACAGUAUUGUAGGGCCCUUUUACAUUGAAGAAAGUUUAACUGGUGAAAGGUAUUUGCAGCUUUUACAUAACGAUGUUCUACCAGCCCUAGCAACGUUAUAUCCGGGAUGGCGCCCCGCCAAAUUACCAUGCACAAGUUCGCGCAUAUUUAGAUCAAAUUUUGCCGAAUAGGUGGAUUGGAAGAAGGGGGGCGAUCGAAUGGGCUCCAGGGUCCCCGGACUUAACCCCUUUAGACUUUUUUCUGUGGGGUUACAUAAAAGGAAAAGUUUUUAAAACAAAACCUGCAGAUAUGGAAGAAUUAAAAAAUCGUAUUACUCAAGAAAUGCGACGUAUCACACCACAAGUCAUUAAUAGUGUCCAGAAUGAAUUUAUUAAUCGGUUAGGUUAUUGCCAGUUAACAAAUGGAAGACAUUUUCAACAUUUGUUAAAAUCAAAUUAUGUAAACUAGGUAUUAGAGUUAAAAUGUCGUGUAAAAAUCGUAAUUUUUAAAAAAUGUUACCUGAAAACCAGUGGAUUCUAUUAAUUUCGUAUAAAUUUUUCUCUUGUUUGCAGCUGCUCAUGGCCUACUUUGACUUAAAUGUAAUAUCGAGGCGAUUUUUUUUAACACGCUCUAAUUUCAAAACGGUUAAAGUUAGGUAUAGGGAGUGUUACAUGAAAAAUGCUUAGAAUUUUACAAGAAAUCCGAAAAUGUAAAAAAAAUUGGGGGUGUCUAUUUAAAAAAACAAAGUUGCUACCUGCCCAGCUUUUUUGAGAACACCCUGUAUAUUAAUUUUUUCUUCAAAAAAAUCCUCGUCGAAAAAUAAAAUUGACGUGUCCGAGGGUUUUUGAAAAUAUCUCUUGGAUUAGAAAUUAUUGAAUUUAUUCCAUACUUUACGACCGCACUGUACUAUAAAAAUACAUGUAUUAUAAAUCAAAUUUUAUCAAAUCAACUUUUUCUACAAAACAAAAUUGAAAGAAAUUGUUUUUUUGUAUGGUAGAUUUAGGAUUCAGUUUAUCAAUUUGAUUGACAAAUAUUAUUGUUUUUCCAUUAUUUAGUUUAUUUCAAAAAUAAAAUUGUUUUUAAAAUA
Molecule: messenger RNA, 6596 nt
Organism: Diorhabda carinulata
Lineage: Eukaryota; Metazoa; Arthropoda; Insecta; Coleoptera; Chrysomelidae
Gene: Hr96
Product: nuclear hormone receptor HR96
Exons: 6
Coding region: 191-1822 (543 amino acids)
Biological process (GO): positive regulation of transcription by RNA polymerase II; negative regulation of transcription by RNA polymerase II; cell differentiation
Molecular function (GO): nuclear receptor activity; zinc ion binding; RNA polymerase II cis-regulatory region sequence-specific DNA binding
Source: RefSeq, a predicted model, not a curated record